Molecule: messenger RNA, 2051 nt
Organism: Phacochoerus africanus (Common warthog)
Lineage: Eukaryota; Metazoa; Chordata; Mammalia; Artiodactyla; Suidae
Gene: CDK5RAP1
Product: CDK5 regulatory subunit associated protein 1
Exons: 14
Coding region: 110-1879 (589 amino acids)
Biological process (GO): tRNA modification; negative regulation of cyclin-dependent protein serine/threonine kinase activity
Cellular component (GO): cytosol; mitochondrion
Molecular function (GO): 4 iron, 4 sulfur cluster binding; tRNA-2-methylthio-N(6)-dimethylallyladenosine(37) synthase activity
Source: RefSeq, a predicted model, not a curated record
CGUGCGCAGUCGCAGACUGCUGAGCCGGGAUCUGGGGUAGCUGAGAGGUUCUUCAGCCCUUAGACGCCAGUCACUCUGACUGCGGGAGACUUUGGGCUGUUUUAGUACCAUGCAUCCUUUACAGCAUGUCCUCCAAGUGCAAAGGUGUCUGAGGUGGGGGCCCUUGGCCUCUGGGUCCUGGCGGCUGCUCAAGACCUGCAGGGCACACAGUGGUGUCCCCAGCACUGCACGACCCAGUCCAGAGAGGCAGCAGGAAGAUGGAGUUUGGAAAGAUUUCAGCUCCAGGCUGGCCAGUGGACCAACUUUUCAGCAUUUUUUAAGAAGUUCUUCAGUUCCUCAAGAGAAACCACCUUCUCCAGAUGUGGAGGACCCACCCCCAUAUCUCACAGUGGAUGAACUUUUAGGAAAGCAGAGAAAAGUCUACCUUGAGACCUAUGGCUGCCAGAUGAAUGUGAAUGACACAGAGAUAGCCUGGUCCAUCUUACAGAAGAAUGGCUACCUGCGGACCAGUAACCUUCAGGAGGCUGAUGUGAUCCUCCUUGUCACAUGUUCUAUCAGGGAGAAGGCUGAGCAGACCAUUUGGAAUCGUUUACAUCAGCUCAAAGCCCUGAAGUCAAAACGGCUCCGCUCCCAAGUACCUCUGAGGAUUGGGAUUCUAGGCUGCAUGGCUGAGAGGUUAAAGGAGGAGAUCCUCAACAGGGAGAAGAUGGUGGAUAUUUUGGCUGGUCCGGAUGCCUAUCGGGACCUUCCUCGGCUGCUUGCUGUUGCAGAGUCAGGCCAGCAAGCUGCCAAUGUGCUGCUGUCUCUGGAUGAGACCUAUGCCGAUGUCAUGCCGGUCCAGACGAGCCCCAGUGCUACUUCUGCUUUUGUGUCUAUCAUGCGAGGCUGUGACAACAUGUGCAGCUACUGCAUUGUUCCUUUCACACGUGGCCGGGAGAGGAGUCGGCCUGUUGCCUCCAUUUUAGAGGAAGUGAGGAAACUUUCUGAGCAGGGACUAAAAGAAGUGACGCUCCUUGGUCAGAAUGUUAAUAGUUUUCGGGACACUUCAGAGGUCCAGUUCAACAAUGCAGUGUCCACCAACCUCAGCCGUGGCUUUUCCUCCAACUAUAAAACCAAGCAAGGGGGUCUUCGUUUUGCUCACCUUCUGGACCAGGUCUCCCGAAUAGAUCCUGAAAUGAGGAUCCGUUUCACCUCUCCUCACCCCAAGGACUUUCCUGAUGAGGUUCUGCAGCUGAUUCAUGACAGAGACAACAUCUGUAAACAGAUCCACCUACCAGCCCAGAGUGGAAGCAGCCGUGUAUUGGAAGCCAUGCGGAGGGGAUAUUCAAGAGAAGCUUAUGUGGAAUUAGUUCAUCAUAUCAGAGAGUCUAUCCCAGGUGUGAGCCUCAGCAGUGAUUUCAUUGCUGGCUUUUGUGGUGAGACGGAAGAAGAUCACCUCCAGACAGUGUCUUUGCUUCAGGAAGUUCAAUACAACAUGGGCUUCCUCUUUGCCUAUAGCAUGAGGCAGAAGACACGUGCAUAUCACAGACUAAAGGAUGAUAUCCCAGAAGAGGUAAAAUUAAGGCGUUUGGAGGAACUUAUUACUGUCUUCCGAGAAGAAGCAACAAAAGCCAACAAGACCUUUGUGGGUUGUACCCAGCUGGUGCUGGUGGAGGGGUUCAGUAAACGCUCUUCCACUGACCUGUGUGGCCGGAAUGAUGGAAACCUUAAGGUGAUCUUUCCUGAUGUAGAGCUGGAGGAUGUCACCAACUCUGGGCUUAAGGUCCGAGCUCAGCCUGGCGACUAUGUGCUGGUGAAGAUCACCUCUGCCAGCUCUCAGACACUUAAAGGACAUGUUCUCCGUAGGACCAGUCUGAAGGACUCUGCAGCAUAUAGCUGACCUGACUAGUUGCCUCAGACUUUCCCAACGGGAAGAGACUGGUCACUAAUGAAAGGUAAUGAAACUUUGGAGACAAGCUGCAAGUGGUGAAGCAACUUUCUGUGAAUGGAAAAUGCGUUUCUUUGCUGCUUUGUAAACAGCUUUUACAUUCAUUAAAUUUACCUUAACUAAA